Molecule: messenger RNA, 4077 nt
Organism: Acanthoscelides obtectus
Lineage: Eukaryota; Metazoa; Arthropoda; Insecta; Coleoptera; Chrysomelidae
Source: the annotation of a GenBank genome assembly
UAAUUGUUGUGUCAUCUGUCAAACAAAACAAAUUUUUAUUACAGUUUUUUCAAGAAUCUUAAAUUAUUUUUCAUUUAAAAGCAGGAAAAUUCGAGUCAAAUCCCUUGAUUUUCGACUUUUGUGGAACGUAUAUUUCACAAGGAGCGUGAUAGUACACAGCAGGACGAUAAUCAAGUCGAGUAAUUGAUACUGCAAAUCCAAUUAGAAAAUCUUCUAUAACAGGAUUGCUCUCAAAUCCUAGCUUUAAAUUUAACCUGUGUUUACAAUUAAAUACAAACAGAAACUAUUUUCGAUCUCAUUUAUUAGUGUAACCGGUCUGAUGUUAUAAUAUGUACAGUUAGGAAUCAUAUUAGGGAACUUGAAGAUGUUCAAUUCAGGGAUACAAGGAAGUCAAAGGUGCAAUGGUUUAAGUCAAACAGCAUCUUCACUCCAACAAAUUUCUAGUAAUAAUAAGCAGAUACAGCCAGCAAAUUCUAAUAGAUGUAAAAUAGCAAGCCGAGGUCCACAUAACAAUGAUAAGCUUAGAUACCGUAGGAGCAGCAAAAAUGGAUUAUUACCAAAUGUUGAUUAUGCUAAUAUUAAGGUAGAACCAGAUGACUUAGGAUAUAAAAAUCAUGUUACUGCCCACAGUAUUAUAGGAUUAGGAGAUAUAAAUGGCAAAUCAAAGCUGAGCACAACGCCAACAAUGGAAAAACAAAAAAUAAAAAAAGAAGAUGUAGCCACACAAAAUGAUUUAAUCCAGUGGAUUAAUUUUGAAAAUGAUAUUUAUAAUCAUUAUCAACAUCAUUGGUUCAGUGCAGGUCUUGAGAAAUUCAAGAUAGAAGAUAGAUCACGAGAGGAAAGGAUCGAAAUAACUAGACAUGAAUUUAGGAGACACAUUCAGCAGUUGGUUAAAAGUAAUGUCGGUCAACCGAAUAAGUUUUUGCAAGAAUUUUUCAAACAGUAUGUUAGGCAUUCACCUUCAUCAGUCUCUAAAAGCAAAUCUUACACCAGCGAAAGACACUACCGCCAUCUGACGGCCACGCGGCGCUGUUGCGUGCAGGACUGCGCGAGACAAGCGUUGCCAUGCGCGGCGCACUGCUCGAUGCAUAUCAUGCUCAACACCGAGCAGGUGUUGUUCCAGUACUGUACGGCGAAGUUCGCAGAUAACACGCAUUGCACCACUCCGGUGGUGAAUAUACAGAACGAAUUGGCGUUGUGUCGGGAACACGUCAGGAAACGGGAUAAUUACAAAUUGUAUCAAGAAACAAAACCAAAGAAACUAAGGAAAAAAGUGAAACCUUCGGCUAUGAUCCGACCGCAAAAAAGGAGCAAGAAGAAGAAAAAAUUAGUAAAUUAUGCAAACAAAUCAAACGCUGCACCUGUAUCGUCAUCGCUGGUACAUCGGCUGUCUAGGAGUUCACCUGAAUCAGUUCAAAAUUAUGAGUCAUCGGAAGCGACAGAGAUUAUCGAGACGGAUUCACCCGAGCUAGAAGACAUACAAAUCGUCGAUCAGGUGUUAGCCUUGCACGAAAACGGGCUGGAGCAUCCCCUGGAAACGCAAACACAAUUGCUGGAAGAGACCGACAUAAACACUGUUCUCAGCACUAUCCAGGUGGACGAGUUUACAGAUUUCUUCACAGGGACGCGCAACGGCGAGUACGGCGAACCGUCGCGAGAGGAGGCCGAGGAGCUCGAGAAAGCGUUGGCGGCCGUCGAUAAUGACGUGAAGUCGUUGGAAAAGCUGUCGGCGUCGCACGGCCUGCUCGAUCCGAUGAUGCUCGACGAACACGUCCUCGCCGAGACGCUCGUGCACUUGCCAGAGGUGUUUCAUAACACCGGAGUCACAGGGUGUUGUGGGGACAACAUGGUAACCCAGACGACGAGUUACCUGAUGACUGUACAACCACAUUCCCACUCGUAGGUAGAAGAAAAUGAUAAAAACCGAAAGGUAUCACCUCCGGGCAAAGAUGGAAUAUCUCGAUACCGUACACAUUACCUGAUCAGUAAAAUACUUUAAUCGUGAAAAAACUGAGGGUGCCGUUUUCACUAUGUCACGAUAAUUUUCCUUGCCAUACGAAUCAACUUUGGAUUGAGCGGAAUUGAAAAGUUGGAGGGUUGGACAGGUUAAAAUAUAAAACGUAGGAAAUUACAGGAAACUGCGAAUUUUGGACUAGCUCUCAAAGGCGAUUUUUGAGACAACUUUAGUUAACAUAGAUUGUUGUGAGGUUGAUUCCAAUUCCUUAUCAAUUUUUUUUCACCGAUUUAGUUUGUUCUGUGUAAAAACGACAUUUUCUUAGCAGUGAAUCGCUCUUAAAAAACUAGUGGGUGGUGACCCCCUGCAAAGUAUUUCAAAUGCAUACUUUCAUUUAGAGUCUAAUCAUAGGCUUCUUACUUAUAAAUAACUACAAUAAAAUUGGAUUAUAUUGAUCAAGUAGUUUGUUGGGAACUUCUUAUAUAAAAAACGCGUUUUCUCAUUCUUUGUUGUCAAAUAAAAAGUUUUCGCACAAAAAUUGGUGUACUCAAUUUAUGCGUCCAUGUUUUAAAUACCCUCUUGAACAACUUGCAUCAAUAAAACCAAUAUUAAGAAUUUUAAUCAUACUACGCGGUGCCGAAAAAUGGUUCAGUGUUUUGCGGUUCUGGUUCUUCAUUGCGAUUAAAAUUUCCUGAUCCAUAUUUCAAGAGGCAUUUUUCAUGCAAACGACACUUAUUUUUACAAAAACUAAUGACCUACAAUCGUUUGCUAAAUAUGUACCCAGAAGUCGACGUCAAACCGGAGACGGGGGAUAGGCCAAGUUAUAGUAGUUAGAGAAAUAUAAAAAAAAAGUCAAAUACUUUUCAAAAAAAAUUGAAAUUUGUAGUAAUGUGAACUAAAAUAUCAUGGGAUGUAGAUUCUAUAACACCCAGUAUAUUGAACGAUGCGACGAUAUCUGAAACCCGCGUCCUCAGUUUUGAUAAUUGGCGAUAUAGAAGCACAAACAGUGUAUAAAGUUUCGGUAGAAAAUUCUAGUGAGUGAUGUUUUUUAACGAGUGGUUGACAUCGGUCAAAUUUAAAUAUCUAUUUUAGUCUUUUUAUACUGUCUUUUACAAACGUUAGGAUCAUAGUGUUAGUUCGUAGGAAAAGCUUAUUUAUGUUUCUUAUUAGUUAGAAUUUUGGCGUUUGUAUACGGGGUGAUUCACAAGUCGCGACCAAAAAUGAAACAUCAACACAGGACCGCAUGUUCUAUGUAACAUUUUUUCCUCGAUAUACGGAGUGUUGAAGUUUUUUUAGUAUCUUUAAAAUCGUCAAAUUUGGAAUGUGGAUUUACAUAUUGUCCACAUUCAAAAGUCUUUACCGAAAAUUAACAAGCAUCAGGGGCGGAGAUACAGAGGAUUAGUCGCAUUAUUUUUCCAAAUAAAAAUCGUGCGCCACUUUUUUUUCGAAAAACUUUGAUGAAACGCAUUAUCUAUUCUUUCUUGUUACUGAUCAACAGUAUUAAUUUGUUCCUCAUGCACAAGUUGUUAAAAAACGCCCCACAAAAAGAAAUCCAGGGGGUUCAAAUCAGGAGACCUCGCAGGCGAAUGUACGGGUCCGUUUCUGCCAGUCCAUCGUUUCUAAAAUGAUUAUUUAACCAUGAGGUUAUGUCACGACAAACACGCGCUGAUAUCACAUUCGUACUCUCGUUGCUAACGGAACAUCAUCUGACACAUUUUCUACGCAAUAGGAAGGUACGCCAUUUUUUGAUUUUUACUCAAAUCGAGAGAUUUUGUUAUUAAAACACGAUACAAAAAAUUGAGCAAAAAAUAUUGAUAUUUACAUCGACUAAAAGCAUUUCAAAAUCAAGGAUCGGCGCGUGGCUGGAGAAUUGUUAAAUUCUGUGAACUUUGACGGUGUUAAAUGUCGAACAGAAAGUGGUAUUUUGUACCAAAAUGUACAAGUACGUCAAGUGCAACACCACAAAACAUUUUUGUGAGUGUUCCAAAAGCUGCAAAUAGAACCGAUUUCGGGGCUCUUAAUAGACGCAACAAGGUAAAAAGGUAUGUAUGAUAAUUUAAAUUCCAUGAUAUUUUACCUAGGAAGAAAAAAGCAGAGAUAAAUAGCCUUCAAAAUUAUUGCCA